Messenger RNA from Plasmodium gaboni, 3293 nucleotides. RefSeq lists its product as hypothetical. The record is from RefSeq and is a predicted model, not a curated record. NCBI's taxonomy places the organism in Eukaryota, Apicomplexa, Aconoidasida, Haemosporida, Plasmodiidae. The transcript has a single exon. The annotation marks the transcript as partial.
UUGAAUAUAGUUCUCCUACGGCUCUUUUAAAUUAUAAUAAUUGUACACCUUUAUAUAGGAAUAAAACUGAUAAUAAUAUAAAUAAUGUAAAUCAUUUAAAUAAUAAAGAAACAUCAUGUAGUGCUAAUAAUACGUUCCCUUGUAAUAAUGAGGAAUUUUUUGAAAUGAUUAAAAAAAACAUUAAGAAAAAUAAAAAUGAAUAUCAUUUGUUGAAUAUAUAUUGUAAAGAAUUAAUGUAUAGAAUUAAUGAUUCCAAUAUUAGUGCACAUAUUAUUACAAAAAUAUUUUCAUUAUUAUCAUAUACAGAUUAUAAAAAUGAUUAUAGAAUAAGCGAAAUUUUAAAUCGUUGUAUUUUAAGAUUAAACGAGUUUGAUCUUAUUCAUUUAUGUUCUUUGGUCAUAUCAUUAAGUAAGAUGAAUUUUAAGAGUGUGUAUUUUAUGGAACAAGUACAAAAUAAAUUUUUGAGAGAAGGGCAGAAUUAUUUUGAAAAACAUUCACCACAUUAUAUAUGUUUGUUUAUAAAUAGUUGGGUCAAAUUAAAUUGUAUCAAAAAAAAAAAAAAGAAUUAUAUAAAAGAUGAUCAAAAGGAUCAUCAAAAUAAUACAAUUGAUCAUAUAAAUAAUAACCAUAUUAAUUAUUUAUCUCAUAAUCAUAAUGAGGAGACCAUCAAAAACAUUCAAAUUAUAAACUUCCUAUUAACCAAGAUAAGUCACAAAAAUGUAGAAGAAUAUAGUUUAAUAGGAAUAAGUUUAUUAUUAUAUAAUAUAUCUAUCCUUAAAUUACACAAGUACUAUUAUUUAUUUUAUUUAUUUGAAAAUCAUAUAAUAAAGACAAAAAAUCACUUGAACGUCAUACAAAUAGUUAAUAUAUUAACAGCUUAUAAAAAUGUAUGUUUAUUAAAAGGCACCUUAUUAAUAGAAUUGUUAGAAUGUGUAAAUGAACAAACUGAAUCUUGUUAUUUUCAUCAUUUAGUAAGGAUGUUGGAUGUGUGUUUUUAUUUUGUGGCUAACCAUAAUAAAGAUAUUAACCAUAUGAAUAGUAAAGAUAUUAAAGAUAUCCAUAAAAACAAUAUUGUUGAUACCCAUAAAAACAAUAUUGUUGAUACCCAUAAAAACAAUAUUGUUGAUACCCAUAAAAACAAUAUUGUUGAUACCCAUAAUAAUAUAUCUUCUUACGAAUUGCAACAUACUUGCCAUUUCAUUUCCAUUUUAUUUAAUCAACUUAUUAAAAACACAAAGCACUGUAAAAAAAAAGAUGUCAUAUUAUUAUGUGGAACCUUAUCAAAAUACAAAAAAUGGAUAGAUAAAAAUUUUAGAAACAGUUCUUCACCCCUUUCAUCAAUAAAUAUGAAUUUGUUAUUUUAUAUAAUUCGGAAUAAUGCAAAAAAUUUUAUAAACAUGUAUAGUCAUGUGGAAUUAUCUAUUUUAUUAUAUUGUUAUUCGCUUUAUGAAAUUAAAGAUAUAUAUUUAUUUCAUAAAAUAAAAUUAAGAUGUUUAAAAAUAUUUAACACUUUUAACGAAAUAACAUUUUCCUAUUUAUUUAAAGCAUUUCAAAAUAUGAAAAUAAAUGAUCUUAUAUUUGAAAAUGCAUGCUUAAAUAAAAUUUUAGAAAUAAAUAAAUUUACCUGUCCAAAAAGUUUAGUCUUUAUACUAUCUGCAUUGUCAUGUUUAUAUAAAGAAAAAAAAAAAAAUUUCCUAAUUAAAGAUAUAUUGGAGGUUCUAUUUAAAAACUUUCAACAUAUUUUUAUUAACAAUUUUUAUGAAAUAAACAAAGAUGGAUAUAUCAUACAAAAUAUAAAUGAUUCAAUACCAUCUUAUUUAUUAUAUAUAGAAGAAGAAAAUAAAGAUAGGCACUCAUUGGAUGAAGAAAAUAAAGAUAGGCACUCAUUGGAUGAAGAAAAUAAAGAUAGGCACUCAUUGGAUGAAGAAAAUAAAGAUAGGCACUCAUUGGAUAUGUGUCAAAAAAAAAAUAAGAAAUUAAUUAAUGGAGAUACAUUAUGUAUGUUAGUAAAGUUAUUUUCAAAAUUCAAAGAAUUCCAUUUAAUUGAUAAAGUAAUAAUUAUAUUAAUUAAUGAAUAUAAAAAUUAUAAAAAUAUUAUAUCAACAUAUAAUUGUAUAUGUUUAUUAAAUUCUUUGGGUAUUCUCUGUGCUCAUAUAGAAAAGGAACAAAGUCAUUUUUUCUGGAGAAAUUAUUAUCUUUUUAUAAAUCACUUAACAAAGAAAAUAUUAUUAAGUGUAGAUUUGCAUGAAAAUAAAAAUUAUCUUAUAAAUUUUUUAAGUGCAGGUGGUAAAAUCUUCCACUCUUAUAUUUCUAUUUUAUAUAUAAUAAAUGAAGAAAAUAAAAAUUUUUCUUUUUAUUUGAAAAAUAUUUUAGAUAUUUUAAUUACACAUUUACAUAAAUAUAUAAAUGAACUCACAUUAGUUGAUAUAGGAAUUAUACUUGAAACAUUUAAUAAAGAAAAUUAUUUACAUAUAUCCAUCUAUAACAUGCCAAAAAAAAAAAAAGAAAAUGAAAAAAAGGAUGAUCAUAUAAAUCUUUCUUUUGUAAAUAAAAUAAUAAAUAGAUUAACUUAUUUAUUAAAUUAUGUAAAUGAAAAGGAUUAUAAAAAUGUUAUAAUUAUUAUGAACAAUAUAAUCAAAAUUAACAGUUUUGAUCAAAAAAUAUAUAAUUUAAUAAUUAAAAAUUAUAUACUUCAAAGUUUUUAUUAUCAAUCUAUACCUAUGUUAUCACAAAGUAUUUAUUAUAUAUGUAUGAGUGUUUUAUUUAGAGAUAUUAUUAUUAACACACAACAAAUAUAUUUAUUAACAUAUUUAUUCAAAAAAUUAUUUCAACAAUUUAUAAAUCAAGACAUAUUUCUUUUUUCUACACAAAAUCAAUGUUUACUUAUAUCAGAUAAAUAUAUUAAUAAAAAUAAAAUUAAUCAUAAUAUUAUUAUUGAUACUAUAUUUAUUAAAUCUUUGAUCUUUUUAUGUCAAUCUAUAUUUAUCAUAUUAUUUCAUAUAUCUAACAUCAAACAAAUCAAUUAUCAAUAUAAAAUCAAAAAUGAAGUUAUUCAAAAUGAAAAUAAUCAAUUAUUAAAUUCUAUAACUUUUUUAAGACUUUAUUUAACAAUUUUUAUGCUUACUCAAAUAUUUAUCCAAGACCCAUAUUAUUUAAAAAAAAUUAAAAAAUUCACAUAUUCAAAUAAUUAUAAUACUAUUACUCAACAAAUACAUAAUACUAUAAAACAUAUACCUAUCAAAACAUACAACACAUCUGUAUUAUUUUAUAAACUACUUCUAAUUACAAAUUGA